Messenger RNA from Seminavis robusta, 1956 nucleotides. The record is from the annotation of a GenBank genome assembly. Lineage: Eukaryota; Bacillariophyta; Bacillariophyceae; Naviculales; Naviculaceae.
AUGGCAGGACAAGGGCAUGGAAACUACUACAAUGGUGGACAACACCGUGCGUAUCACCCAACUCCGUACUACUACCCGUACCCGUAUCAGCCGCCGCCAUACAUGCCCCAGGGAUACCCGUACGGUCCCUACCCUGUCAACCCACCAGUGACCAGACAAUUCAAUGCAGGUGUACAAGGACGUCAAGAUCCCCCAAGACGCCAGGACGAUUUUCGACAUGACAAGACUUGCCGUCCAUGUACCAGCAAGAACGAAGGCAAGGCUUUGAUUGAAGAACGGUACGGUGGGAUUGUCACUAUUGCAGGUAAAAGAAUGCAAUGCGUAAAACCUGAUGGCGCCCACACUCCUAAGUCUUCUGUAGAUCCUUAUCGCAAGACUUGGAAGUACGCUUGUGCAUGCAGACCACAGUGCAAAUGGAGAAUGCAAAUUCGACAGUUUGGAAGGAGCAAUCCAGAGAUACCCGAAGGAACAGCUGUCAACAGCGACAUUGUGUUUCUUGUGUUCGUCAAGAAGGACGUGAUGGGACACAGUCACGGCAUGGAUCCCCCAUUAUUGCAGUCAAGGGAGCAACACGGACUGCCAUCGGUAGUGCAACACAUUGUGGAUGACUAUAUUGCGAACCAAAUGAAGCAAGGCACGUGGAUUGGCCGAAUAACAGCAGGCAAGAUCAUGCCGUACUUAUUGGAUAAGUUGCGAAAAGACCCAUGCAACCAACCCUACAGGCAUUUAGCUGCAGGGAAAGACAAUGUGGACAACCUGACUGGCAAGAUGCGAAACUAUCUAAGUCGCAAGAAGGAUCUAUACAUUGCAGAGCAUUUCCCAGGAGAAGCCAAUAUCCCUAACAUGGAUAGUUUGUUUCGAUGUUUGGCAAAAUGGAACCUUGAUCUUCCUUCGAACUACCAACCAAGAAGCGACUAUUCUACGGAACACCCUGAACUGUGUGAUGAAGAAGACAAAUGGCACAGUGUUCUACAAGACGAUGCUUCAGUAGGAUCUGAUGGUACCAUCGAUCCUUACGAGUCCGUACUGAACUGCGCUUUCCAUGCCCUCCAACCAUUUGCCAAGAGGGACAGUUACGUGGGGCGAUUCAAGGACAAGAAGUUCGCGGCAGCACAAGACAAAGUGGACGACAUACACAAGUCUGCCUAUGCUCAAGUCAAGUACAUCAUGGACUCAAAGACAAAGGAACAGCACCUUGCAAUCAAGGAACUGGUCUUAGGCCACUGGUCCGAUGAGCGAGGAGAGUCUUCGGCUGCUGCUUUAUUUGACAAGUCUUACGGGCAAUCUCCCUUCUGGAACAUCAACUACAAUUGCACUGGUGAAGCUGGAGUUUACCCCACCAAUUGUCCUAGUGAGACGUUCAAUCGGCAUGCUGUUAAACACAGAGAAGCUGACAGAGCCAAGAACGUUUGCCUUUCCACCUUCCUGGUUCACUCUGCACCAAGCCUUUUGCAUGAUGGUGCGCUGUUGCGAUGUGACCCAUGCACUAUUGAAAUCCCACGUAAUUGCUCCUCCACUACUGUGUCGGUCACGAGCUUUAUGCAAGAGGGCAUUGAUAUUGUUCCUCGUGGUGUCGAUGGGUGGCUUUGUAAUCUGCGGCAUCGAAUCGGUGUACCCAUUACAGUGGACACGAUACUCAAGAUGAACCGGUCACUUUCAGGUGACACCACUUCCUUCACCGGUCCCCUGCUUAGUGGUGGGCUACCAAAGAAGAAGAAAGCAAGAUCCCUCUCCAAGAUGAGCGUCUCCUUGAAUGACUUCAUUCUUUCACUCAACCACUCGCAACUGUGCAAGACUGUCGACUACUUGGGACUUCGCAAGUUUGGAUCUGUAGUUCCAACAAAGCGUAUGUCGGUCCCACAAUUGCAAGAGAUACUUCUUCCCGUUUGCUUCAGAGAAGAAUGGAAGAAGGACUACACGUUGCGCAACGAUCACUUUCAGAACCGAAUGUCUUAG